AAUGUAAAACUACACCUUCAACAAAGAUGCCUUUAUCGAAAUGCUUCCCUUGUCUGCAAUUCAAGAACGAGGAAGUUGUUAGUAAACUGGACUACAGUAAUACCGUACUCACCGAUGUGUUCCCACUGGUUUGGCAGCAUGAGAGGACUCUGGAAGAACUGUACUUGACAUCGACCCGAAUUAACAAUCUACCACCGCAGCUCUUCUACUGUCAGGGCCUAAAGAUUCUCCAUGCCAACAAUAAUAAUCUCGAGACUAUACCCGAGGCGGUGGGGACCUUGCGUCAAUUGCAGCAGCUCAAUUUGAAUCGCAACUACAUUUCCAAUGUACCAGACAGUAUUAAGUCUUGCAAGAAUCUGACCCAUUUAGAUCUUAGCUGUAAUACACUGCAACGCUUGCCGGAUGCCAUUACAUCGUUGAUAUCGCUGCAGGAAUUGUUGCUAAAUGAAACCUACAUGGAAUUCUUACCGGCCAACUUUGGUCGGCUGGUUAAUCUCCGUAUAGUGGAGUUGCGCCUCAACAACUUGGUAUCCUUGCCAAAAUCGAUGCAGCGACUGACGAAUUUACAGCGUCUGGAUAUUGGCGGCAACGAGUUUACCAAAAUGCCCGAUGUUGUCUUUGAACUGAAACAGUUGCGCGAGUUCUGGUUCGAUUUCAAUCAAAUACGCGAAAUACCGCCCAUGGCUGGUAAACUGCGUGAACUGCAGCAUUUCGAGGCCAAUGGAAACUUCAUCAGUUCGCUGCCAAACGAGAUAAGCAACUGGCACAAUUUGGAAGUGAUCUCGAUCUCUACAAACGACUUGACAACAUUCCCAUUUAGCAUAGGCAUGCUAAAGUCCCUGGUUACCUUCAAGUGCGAGUCGAACGAACUCACCGAGCUACCCGAUAGUAUUUCCAACCUGGAGAAUCUCGAAGAACUGGUGAUAAGCCACAACAAGGUGAAACGUUUGCCCAACACGAUAGGCCUUCUGAGAAAACUGAGGUAUCUGUUUGCCGACGAUAACGACUUACGUCAGCUGCCCGAUGAAAUCUGCUCUUGCAGCAAUCUGAGCGUCCUCAGUGUCAGUCGGAACAAAAUCGCCGAGUUGCCAAGCAAUAUUGGCCACCUGCGGCAGCUCAAAGUAUUGAACAUUGUCCAGAAUCACAUCGCCACAUUGCCUGUGUCGGUAUUUAGUUUAGUAAAUUUGACUUCCCUAUGGAUAAGCAAUAACCAGGCUCAGCCAUUGGUGCCAUUGCAAUAUGUGGACGCCACCAAGAAAACGCAUUUAACCUGUUUCAUGCUGCCCCAGCUUGGCUCUAAGCAGAACACCAGAGGCAAAGAAAACGAAUCAGAAGACCAGCUACACAAUAGCAUAAGACGGCAACCGCACAGUGCUGCGGCGGUCCGCAAUAACUGUGUAAGUCCCACUCGUCGCAUAUGUUUUGCUGAGGAAACCACAAUACUCAAUACGAAUCAAAAUUCACCCACAACUGGAACGACAACCGGAAAGACCAGCGAACCUGACGAUUUGUUGCCAGUGCCUUUGCCUCAGCAGCAACCACCGCAACCCUCCACAUCCGCAGCGGCGCCCACUUCCUUUGUUAUGCCCUCAAAUGCGUACGGUGGUACAAGCCAGAUACGGGAUAAUGUUCAUUUUGUACCUGCAGCACAAGCUAAAGACUUUCUAAUGCGUUCUCCAACUCCGUAUCCCAAGGAAUUGCGGCUUAUGGCGAAGUAUUUGCGCCGUAAUCAGCACAAACCUUAUGAGGAACAGUACAACCAGCAAGUUGGAAAUAUUAGUGAAACUGCAAAUGGUGUUCCAAGUGGCCAGCAGGAAUUUGUUCAGUUUAUACCCAGCAAUCAGUCGGGCGCGACAUAUGUCACCAAUUAUGCUUUGCAUCAUUCUCCCAGGGAGGGUGGCGACCAAAUUAUUCUGCAAACGCAUCCUUCCUCUGUUCAAUGGCAACAACAGCAACCGUACCAACAGAUCAAUGAAACCGCACACUUACCCGCCCAUGGCAUGGGUGUUGUGCCCAAUGGAAACAUUUACUAUGAGCAAAAUAGUCCAACUGCAGUUUACCAGCAAUAUCACCAGCAGCAACAGCAGCUGCCUAUUAAUCAACAGCCAAUACAGGAAUACUACUACCAACAACAAGAACAACCAAAUACAUUGUCGCCAUCUCAACCACAAGAACCAAUAUACUUCCAUUCCAAUAUGAUGACCCAUCAAAUGAGUCAAAUGACGCUCGGAACAGCAAAUGGAAAUUUGCCUGAUCCGCCACCGUAUCACAUUGCUCGGAGUUUCACCAAAAAGACACCAGAAGACUUGACAAACUACGAGGUUAUACGGCAAAAACAACAACAACAACAGCAGCAACAAAAUCACACUAUGGAGAAUAUUGAUGGACAUUCUCAUGAAAUCUACCAAAUGAUACAACCGUUGACGACGAAUGAAACGGACUAUCAGAAUAAUUUUAAAACUUCACAUAUAACCCAGCAAUAUGAUGCCCCGACCAGUGCAUCACGGAGUCAAAAUCAUACAAUGGACAACAGCACAGAUACGACAGAUACUGCAAUACUCGACACCAAUGCUACAAAGGAGAAUAAUAACAUUACAGCAGACAACUCAAGAACAGCAUCACCACACAUGAACGCAGCUCCAAACGCAAGUAAGCCCAACAACAGUAAAAGCAAAACUCCAUGGCUCUUUGGAGUACAUAAGAAUCCUACUGUCAAACAAAUCUCAUUGAAAUGGGAAACGGAACGUGGUUUCCAAAUAGACGCCUUGCCCAAUAAAGAAGGCAUUUACGUCGUCGCGACCACGCCAGAUACCGAUGCAUCACGACUAUUGUGUCUCUACGACAAACUAUUAGAUGUGGACGGAUGUGAUUUUACAAAUAUUAGUGUAAACGAAGCCCGCCAAGUAUUAGACAACACUGGAAAUGUAGUCAGCAUUAUGCUUUCACGUAGAUAAACCUAAUGUUACUGAAGAGC
Messenger RNA from Musca vetustissima, 2974 nucleotides. It is a transcript of the gene Lap1, whose product is annotated as protein lap1. The transcript has a single exon. Gene Ontology annotation, cellular component: postsynaptic membrane; postsynaptic density; adherens junction. The coding region runs from base 27 to 2954 and encodes 975 amino acids. Gene Ontology annotation, biological process: neurotransmitter receptor transport, endosome to postsynaptic membrane; neurotransmitter receptor transport postsynaptic membrane to endosome. Gene Ontology annotation, molecular function: protein binding. The record is from RefSeq and is a predicted model, not a curated record. Lineage: Eukaryota; Metazoa; Arthropoda; Insecta; Diptera; Muscidae.